AAAACUGAAACAGAAAGUAGAUUUAAAGUAAUUAACAUAAUAUGUCUUUAGAGACAGAAAAAUAAACAGCAAAUACAAUCACAUUUCAACAACAAAUUAAUUUCAAGAAUGUCUCAAGAUCCUGAUUAUUACCGAACAGUAUCACUGAAACUGUCAGAGGUGCUCAGUGAUAUUGGUGUCAAUAAGAGAAUGAUUCUGAAGAGGAGGAGGAUAAUCUUUUUGAAGGAAACUAUGGACAGAUGUACAGACAUAUUGCUGCACAAGGACAUUCCCAUCUAUCGUUUUGGUAGCCAGUCUGAAGGGUCUACAACAUUAGGACUCAAGUCAGAUGCUGAUGCACUUAUAUGCCUCACUAUGUUUAAUGUGAUACAGGACAGGAGUGAGUGGCAACCUGGCAAGCUCAAUCUACUGAUGAUCCAGGAUGAAACCACAUCACCAGGUUACUGUCUACUACAACGUCUGAGGAUGGAUGAGCCUCUUCCUGUUCCUACUGAUUCAUUAGAUCAUGUACCAGACAGACAUCUUACAGCUAGCAGAGGUAAAGUGUUGCUGAAGAAUACAUUAAAUAGAGUUUUUGUUUCAGAAGGAGAUGUAAUAAAUGGUCCUGCUUCAUCAGCACAAGGAAGGUCUGGUUAUACUGAUAAAGAUCUUGUUAUAGCACUCUGCUGUAAAUCAUGGCCUGUAGAAGCCCAACCAUGGUUAUUACAACAAGGUCUAGGAAGAUGGCCUACAGAAGACAUGAAGAGAUAUUGUGAAACUACAGGAUGUUUUGUUGUACCAGUGAGCAGUAAGAAUGGCCAGAAUGAGGAACUUGAAUGGAGAAUAUCUACUUCCCAGGCUGAAAGAUGUCUCAUGUUGAAUUUAAACAUCACACAAUUAAGAUGUUACAUUCUGAUGAAGAUGAUUCUUAAAACAUUUAUAAAUCCUCAGUGUGAUGGUGUACUUUCAAGUUUCAUGUGUAAAACUGUUUUAUUUCAUUGUAUACAAAAUACACGUUCAAAUCAUUGGCGGCAGUCUAACUUACUCCCAUGUUUGAUAUGCUGUCUUACAGUAUUGCAGAAUUUUGUUACACAAGAAAACUGUCCACAUUUUAUAACACCUGAAAACAACCUGAUGGCUGGAAGAAUUUCUCCUCAUAACAAACAUAAAAUUCUAGAAAUCCUGCAAAAUAUCUUACAAGGUGGAGAUUGUGCACUCCAGGAGAUUCCCACUGAUGACCUUGGCAUGAGACUACAAGUGAAGAUGAACAUGGAUGAAGCUUUUCUGUAUUACCAAACUCGAGCCCAAAUACAUAACACAAUUUCAACACUACUGUUACUUAAUACCAUCAGUACAAUAUGCGUUCAUCACAAGCACCUUUUAAGAGAAAUAAUGCAUGAUGGAAAUGAGAGGGUGCGUGAGAGAUUAUCAGACUUUAUAUUUACACUUACUAGAAUGUACAGAGUAGUGGGUUUAAGCAGUUUGGUAAAAUCUGCUCUGAAGCUUUUACUACCUCGGUUUUCAUCUUCCCUAGGAUCUGUGAUAGCAUCUCACAACAUUUACACUACUCACAGUAUAUCUCCAGAAGCACUGGGCUGGUUUUCAGCUGGUUUGAACUUAGAUGUGGCAUCUGGUAGAUUGAAACUUGCAUCAGCAUUAUACUGUGUAGGAGAUAUGGAAAGAGCAGAGUUUGUUCUGAGGAAUACAGAAGAAAAGUAUGAUCUGAAUACUGUUGAACCUGCAUGUAACUGUUAUUAUGAGCAUCCCGUGUAUUACUCAAGGCUAGGAUUCAUGCAUAAAUGUAACACUGGAAAUGAAGAAUUGAUACAACAUACUACAGCAUUUUGUGUUACAUUUCUGCGGUGUGAAAUUGGCUGUGUUCCUAAAGAGUUACAGUAUGAAAUGUUUAGAUCUACACAAGAGGACAGGCUUGAAAGGAUAGAAAUGGCUGACUACUGGCUGGACUGGGCAGUGGUAGAUUCUCUCCCUUACCUCUACUUUCUACAGUACAAGACAUACGGCUCAUUUCAGAGAGUGGCAGACCAACACUGUGCACUUGCAAACCUCGUCACUACCAUUGAAACAGAAUCAAACCUAGGUCACAGGGAAACAGCACUGAACUUACUAGGACAGUGUAUGGAGCAGGAAAACAGACAUACUGAUGCUUUACACUGCUACAUGAAAUCUCUGAAUAUCCAAGCAAGAAACAAUGCUGCAAAAGUUCUUAUCUGUAGACUUCUCAAUGAAAUAGUCAACAUGCAGGGACCUGCACUGAACUGAACCAGGUAUUGCAUGCAACACGCUUAUCUGCAUAAAGAUACAGUAUGUUGCUAUAAGAACACUCUAUAAAAUUAUCUGUUAUUCAUAUAGUCAAGUACUAUACAAGCAUCGUAAAGGACUUAAUGUCUAAGGUAGUUCUGCAUGCUCUGACUGAAAUUUUUUCUACAAUGUAGAAUUUGAUUAAACUCUGAUUUUUCAAAACUUUAGAAUAUAUUUAAGAAUUUCAGCAAAUAAAAACAAGAGCUGUCACAGGAGACAGCGCGCUCGACUAUUUCGAUGCUAGAUAGUGAAACUGGGCAUAUCUGAGGAAACUAGAGCUGUCACUAGAGUGUUUAAUGACUCCAAUUGUUGAUGAAGAUAUUGCACAAUAGCCUGAGUCUAUGUCAAAAAUAUCAACUUAGUAAUAAGAGAGGUAAAGAUAAAAUGUAUCAAAACACUAUAUAAGUAUAUCCUAAGCAAAAAGGGGCAUAAUUCAUUAAAUAUUGGUGCCAGAGUUAUACAUCUUGUGUCAUAUGGUGUGGGUGAUGAUGCUGAAGAACUAUUUUAAGUUUGAAUCAAAUCUAUUCAGUAAUAACAGAGACAGAGUGAAAAUGCAUCAAAACUUUAACCUGAAAUUCUAAGUAGAAAGGGGAAUUAAUUAAUGAAAAUUGGUGCCAGAGUUAUGCACCUUGUGUCAUAUGGUGUGGGUGAUGAUGCUGAACAACUACUUUAAGUUUGAAUCAAAUCCAUUCAGUAAUAACAGAGACAGAGUGAAAGUGCAUCAAAACUUCAACCUAAAAUUCUAAGUAAAAAGGGGAAAUAAUUCAUGAAAAAUUGGUCCCAGAGUUAUGCACCUUGUGUCAUAUGAUAAGGGUAAUGAUGUUGUACAAUUGUUUAAGUCUGAAUCAAAUCCAUUCAUAACAACUGAGAUAGAGUGUAAGUGCAUAAAACUUUAACCUGAAAUUCUAAGUAAAAAGGGUAAUAAUUCAUGAAAAUUUGUGCCAGAGUUAUGCAUCUUGUGUCAUAUGAUGUGGCUGAUGAUGCUGAACAACUAUUUUAAGUUUGAAUCAAAUCCAUUCAGUAAUAACAGAGGUAGAGUGAAAGUGCACCAAAACUUUAACCUGAAAUUCUAAGUAAAACGGGGGAAUAAUUCAUGAAAAAAUGGUGCCAGAGUUAUGAUGUGGAUGAUGAUGUUGAACAACUAUUUCAAGUUUGAAUAAAAUCCAUUCAGUAAUAACAGAGAUAGAGUGAAAGUGCAUCAAAACUUUAACCUGAAAAUCUAAGUGAUGUGGGAGGGGGGGUGGUAAUUCAUGAAAUAUUGGUGCCAGAGUUAUGGCCCUUAUGUCAGAUGAUGUGGAUGAUGAUGAGGAAUAAGUAUAUUAAGUUUAAAUCAAAUCCAUCAAGUAAUUACAGAGAUAAGUUGAAAAAAGAGAAAGUGUAUAAAGACUUAAACCAAGGUGGAGACGCGGAAAGAUGUCGACGCCGGGGCAAGUAGGAUAGCUCUCCUUAUACUUCGUAUAGUCGAGCUAAAAAUGGGAUCAUGUGCUUGAUCUUUUGCUAGACUGAUUUGAAAAACUGUGACCUCAUGCAAUUUUUCUUAAUGGAAGUCUAUUGGAAAAUCACAACUUUCAUAACAUUUUCCCUGAAUAGAAAUUUUUCUACAAUGUAGAUUUUAAUGAAACUUCUCACAGUUGUAAAUAAACACAUGGCCUAAAAAGUGGUGAAAUAAAAUGUAUAGGUCCUUGUGCUUAUUUUAGUGAUAUCUGACCAUGACUAAAGUGAACCGCACAUUUCAUGCAAAUUUUAAGACAUUAUUUUGGUUUAUACAUAACUUAAUUUAGGUCGAUUGUGAAGGAAUAUUAUUCACUCUCAACACCUCAUUCCUGAUGGAAUCCAUCUCCAUGAGGGUAUGAGAGAAGAGGUCAGUUUCCCUUUUAAUGCUGAGCCCCAAGUAAGGAAGCUACUGGUACCAUUUUUCACAUCUUUGGUAUGACGUGGCGGGAAAUCAAACACAAGACCUCCCGCACUUGAAGCAGACGCUCUUCCACUAAGCUACUGAGGCAUUGAUGAAUUAUUUAACGUGUCAGUGUGUGUGUGUGUGUGUUUGGGUUUAACGUCUUUUUCAACAAUUUUUCAGUCUUUAACGUGUCAGAUGUUUUAAUAUCCUAUUCUAACUUUAUAAAGAUAGUAACAGUGCCAUUGUAAUCAAUUUACUCACAGGUUGCCAUUAAUCAAUAACAUGAAAUUGUUGACGCACGGACGGACGCACGAGACGCACGGAUGCACAGACGACGGACGAAGGGUGAUCACAAAAGCUCACCUUGUCACUAUGUGACAGGUCAGCUAAAAAUUGAGCUGCACCAUAAGAAAACCAACAUAAUGCAUUUGCGACCAGCAUCCAUGCAGUCUGGUCAGGAUCCAUACUGUUCGCUAAUGGUUUCUCUAAUUGAAAUAGGGUUUGAAAGCAAACGGUAUGGAUCCUUACCAAACUGCACGAAUGUGCAGAUUGGUAUGGAUCCAAGCUAUUCAAAUGCACUAUGUUGAUCUUCUCAUGGUGCGGCUCAUUAAUGAUUUUCAUUUUGGUAUGCCGAAUCCAGCCUUUAUUCUACGUUCUCCAGACAAAUGACAUUACACCAUCAGUUACGGUUUAUCAAACAUACAGAUCUACCUAAGGUCAAUCAUGAACAAGAGCUGUCAGUGGACUGCGCGCUCGACUAUGCUCAGUGCUUGAUGGGAUAAUAUAAGCAAUGAGUAAAACUUUGACAUUACAAUAAGCAUAUUCUAAGUCAAAAAGGGGCCAUAAUUCAGUCAAAAUGCUUGAAAGAAUUGCCUCCUCCUUUUUACAGACUGUCGAAUAGUCGAGCUAAAAAAAGUUGUGUGUACAAAUGUACACCAUUCACAAACAAAAGCAGUCUAAUAGCAGUGUGCUUGACUAUUUGAGACCCUCCCACACAACACUUGCUUACAUUCAACAGCUUUAUCAAAUUUUUCUUUAAAAUACGGCAUCAUUCUGUAAACUGUCAAUAGGCAAUAAGUAAAUCUGAUCUACAAUGGUCAUUUCGCAAUAUUGAAGACUAUUGAAGAGUUUUAGUUGAAAGUCUGGAGAAUUUAAAAGGAUUCAGUACAAUGGUUAAACCAAUGAAAAUUAUUGCAUUUCCAGUAACAUGUUGGAAUAAAUUAGGGUAGGUAGGAAGGAAAAAUAUUCAAUUUUCAAAAAUGAUUUCAUUUUGCUAAACUGAACUAUAGCAGGGAUAGAGGACUUCUAUACUGUUAUCAUUCAGAAAGGAUAUAACAGCUCUGACAGGACAUUUUUGAAUUGAUAUGCCUGCAAUGUCAUUUCAAAUUUUAACACUUUCUCAACUUUAUUAAUAUGAAGAUAAACCAAACAAGUAAAUUCGAUGAAUUGGUAUCCCCAGCCGAAAGGGUUUGUGGUGAGGAAUGGCAAAAAAAUAUAUCCGGCAAAAAGUUAAGGAUGUUAAUAAGAAGCAAAUAAUUUCAUUAGUCAAAAUCAAUUUAACAGAAAACAAAUGUUUAACAAAAGAGUACAUAAUAAAUGUAUGAUACUUUGAUCCUGACUAAAGAAUUUAUUUUGAAUGGGAUAUGCUUACUGUAGUAAGCUUAGCUUUUAAAAUUAAAUGCAGUUAAUUGAAAUGUGAGCUUGAAGUUUAACUGGAAUGAAAUAUUGUCUUUGAGUGGUUUGGCACCAGGUGUUGCUGUUUAACAUGUACAUUUGAACUUAAAAGAACAGAAUGAUGUUCUUAAGAGAACACAGGUAAGAUAUAUUGAAUAUGGCUGAGGACAAGGUUUGUGCAGUCACAACUUAAUAUAUAUAUUUUUUAAGGGGUCGGUGCGGGGGAACGGGAGAGGAAACAAAAUUUCACAUGUUGAUUAUAAAUAUUGAUGGAAAA
Molecule: messenger RNA, 6146 nt
Organism: Mercenaria mercenaria
Lineage: Eukaryota; Metazoa; Mollusca; Bivalvia; Venerida; Veneridae
Exons: 2
Coding region: 109-2259 (716 amino acids)
Source: RefSeq, a predicted model, not a curated record